GAAGAUUGAAAGAAUUAAGGGUUGUAUAUAUUUUAACUGUUUACUAUGGCAUUGAAAAUUCAUUUAGUAGUCCAGCUCCACAUGUUGUACAGUGGCUGUUGGGCUCAUAUAACACACAAAUGCUUCUUAUGGUGUUUCUUGCCAUAGUUUCUCUCUUAUUAGCAGGAUUCUUUGGGUACCAUGCCAACCUGUGUCGAAUGAAUACCACGACUAAUGAGACCUUCAAGUGGCAAGAGUACCUUGUCUGGCAAAAGAAGGUAAAUGAAGCAAGGGUUAGUGCCGCGGCACUAAAAGCAAGCAUCAGUGAGAUGGGUGACAAAACAAAGAAUUCAGAGAGCAAACGCAGAGGCUUUUGCCGGAGAUCACCCCUCAAAGAUGCUGAGGUUUUAGUUAAGAGAAACGUGUAUGAUAAGGGAUUCUUUCACAAUCUUUGUGAGGUAAUUGUGAGGUAAUCUUUCCGCUGUCAACAAGACCAUCAUGUUUGAGGAAAAAAUCAAAGUCUCGCUGAGAUAGUUGUGAUCAAGCAUUAACUGGGUAGUUUCUAUAGCUUUUCCCUUGAUAGGAGC
This is a messenger RNA of Jatropha curcas, 566 nucleotides long. RefSeq names its product putative protein S-acyltransferase 17. Gene Ontology annotation, biological process: protein targeting to membrane; peptidyl-L-cysteine S-palmitoylation. The record is from RefSeq and is a predicted model, not a curated record. Gene Ontology annotation, cellular component: Golgi apparatus; endoplasmic reticulum. NCBI's taxonomy places the organism in Eukaryota, Viridiplantae, Streptophyta, Magnoliopsida, Malpighiales, Euphorbiaceae. Gene Ontology annotation, molecular function: protein-cysteine S-palmitoyltransferase activity.